AUGACCGUCAAGCAUCUCUUUGUGGAAUUCAACAAGGUGAACGAACAAGGCACCUUCUCCCCCGGCGACAUCCUCUCUGGAAAUGUGACAGUGGUGACCAGCAAGGAAAUCAAAGUGCAGUGUUUUUCGGUCAAAGCCAAAGGGAAGGCUAAGGUAACUUGGCAUGAAAAAGAAGGAGAUGAUAUUGUGGUCCACAGCAACAAGAAGAAAUACUUUUAUUUUGAACACAUUAUUCUUCAAGAUAAAAAGGGAGAUGGUUCCGUAAUCAUCAGCCCUGGGAGGAAUGUGUAUUCAUUCAACUUUGUAAUUCCAGAUGUAGACAUGCCUUCAUCUUAUGAAGGGAAAUGGGGCAGGAUCACAUACAGUUUGCGAGCACAGCUUACUCAGUCGAUUUGGCUUGUACACAAAACCAAGGCUGAGUUUCCUUUUCGGACCAAGUCUGAGUUCCCCUUUGCCUCCAAAUCAGAAAUGAUUAUCAUUGGACUUCAGGAGCGACAACACGCAACUAGGAUUUCAUUUUAUGGCUCCGGAAAGGGGACUAUGAAUGUUACCUCAGAAAAAAUGGGAUUAAAGCAAGGUGAGGCAAUGGGAGUCUCUGUGGAAGUGCUCAAUGAUUCAGCACAUGCAGUAAUACCCAAAUUCUACCUGUGUGAGAAGCAGACCUUUGUUGCUCAGUCAAAGAGGAAAGUGCACACAAAUGACAUCCUGUUUGGGACAGGAGAGCCUGUUCCGGCUGAAACCCGUCAGACCACCACCAAAGUUCUUAGCAUCCCUCCGCAGCUCCCUCCUACCUUCUUCAACUGCUGCAUGAUGAAGCUGGAGUACAGACUCAAGGUUACCCUUGAUGUCCCGCUGUCAAGAGAGCCUGUAAUCAAACUCCCUCUGGUCAUCCUGCUGGGUUUACCAAAACCACAUGAGAAAAAGACAAAAAAGAGAUCCAUCUGGUUUAGAAAGCUUCCUAGUUAG
Molecule: messenger RNA, 966 nt
Organism: Pelmatolapia mariae (spotted tilapia)
Lineage: Eukaryota; Metazoa; Chordata; Actinopteri; Cichliformes; Cichlidae
Product: arrestin domain-containing protein 3-like
Exons: 6
Coding region: 1-966 (321 amino acids)
Biological process (GO): protein transport
Cellular component (GO): plasma membrane; cytoplasm
Source: RefSeq, a predicted model, not a curated record